CCCCCCAUGCUUGAUCUUCCAGCAGUACCAAUAUCAAGUAUCAUAGUGAGUACCACGCCCAAUCUAGCCGAAACAAACCAUAACGAAUAUGGACGGUCUAAGAGCCAUCAUCUAGUAAAGACAGCAAGCCCAGUUAUUUUGACUACGCAACAAGCCCAAAGCCGUUCACAACCAGGGUCUAGAUUUUUGGACGAGUCAACUCGUGCUGAACCUUUGCCAGCCAUCUCCGUGCCACUUGCGGUUGAAGCUAUUGCCAUCGAGCCAAUAUCCGCGUCAGCGCCAGCAGCAUCAGUGGCCGCUCCAAACUUUGAUAAAACGCUACCUAAAAUUCAUGAAUCGACAUCUCGGUCUAGGAUGAUUGAGAGACCAGUAGAUUAUAAAAACAAGAAGGCCAUUCCACCACUCAAGGCUAGUUCCAGCACCAGCAGUGAUCAAAGCAAUGGUUUUAUUAAUAUAUCACCAUCUACGCAAGGGCCUGUAUCUCCUAUUAGUAACAAACCAUUGCCAAGACUAGGUAAUGAUCCAAGCGCAGGUGAGACAUCGAUUAACAGAGGAUUUGAGACUGGUCCUGCAGGCGUACGCGGAGCACCCAAAGCGAUAAACCCUAAACUACAGGCGUACAUCCAGAAAUAUAAUUUAGCAGCGAGUGCACGACCAUAAACAUUUAUGAUCCAAAAUUUGCCAUUAUAUUUUUGAAUUUAUAUUUAGUCCACAAUGACAUGUUGUUCCUUUUAUACUUGCAAGUGCGGCGCAUUUGCAUUUUUGGUGGUACAGGAGACAGACAAAGGUAGACUCACGAAAAGCAG
Messenger RNA from Lobosporangium transversale, 806 nucleotides. RefSeq lists its product as hypothetical. Lineage: Eukaryota; Fungi; Mortierellomycota; Mortierellomycetes; Mortierellales; Mortierellaceae. The record is from RefSeq and is a predicted model, not a curated record. The coding region runs from base 7 to 660 and encodes 217 amino acids. The transcript has a single exon.